This is a messenger RNA of Sturnus vulgaris (Common starling), 1663 nucleotides long. It is a transcript of the gene RBP1, whose product is annotated as retinol binding protein 1. Lineage: Eukaryota; Metazoa; Chordata; Aves; Passeriformes; Sturnidae. The record is from RefSeq and is a predicted model, not a curated record. Gene Ontology annotation, cellular component: cytosol. Gene Ontology annotation, biological process: vitamin A metabolic process; retinoic acid biosynthetic process. Gene Ontology annotation, molecular function: lipid binding.
UUCCAUGCAAGCACUUAAAAAUGCACAUGCUACUUCUGCCACUUGUAAGGAUUCAGGUUCUCAAAUUACAGACAGUCCUCAUCCCCACAUUUAAAGUGGGUGUCUUUUCUUCUCUGGUCCAGAGUCUUCUUAAGAGCAAGCAAAAGCCCCAGAGUAGAUAAAAUUUCCAGUAGGGGCUUCAGUUGUACCAUAUGCAAACAUCUGCUCAGUACUUGAGCUCUGGUGUCAGCAGGGAGAAUCCAUGCUCCUCUCUGCUGGUUGCCUGUUAUGCUGAUUCAGUGUGUCUCAUUUCUGACAGGAGUCACUUUCAGAGAAUACAGAACUCUAUGAAGUGCUCUCUCUGUGUUUCAGAGCUCCUUAACUGAAAGCAUUCAUGCAGCAGUGAUGUAGCAUUUAUCACUGUACAGAGUAACCACUGCUGCCUAAUCCAAGUUUCCACCUAACUGGUCCUUCUGAGACCCCAGCUGGCCAAGCAGCUUCCACUGGUGGUUCCCUAGGAUUCAGGAGCUUGUGGAACAAGUUAAAGGAAUACCAGGCACAAAUGGCUUUGACUGAAAGGGUCUGUAUGAUUGUUUUCUUGAAAGAAAGCAUAAAGUAGCUGAAACCUGUUCAAGAAAGAAGAAUUUAGGUCAAAAAACACACAAGGUAAGCACUUUUAUAGCUUUGGCUAAUAUCCUAAACUUAAGCUAUUUGAAAGGGGUUUGUUUCUGAGUGGCAUGAAGAAUGAAGAGUAAUAUGGCUAAAAUGGAUUUCCCUUACAAAAGUGAUAUGAAAGGUGAAUAUUUCAUUCAUUUUCAAUCAAGUCGUCAUGCUGUCAUUAGAAAUCUCAGAGGUUCAGCCUUGUGGAAGGAUUUAAAGGCAGCACUUCAACAAUAAUCGGAUUAGAAGGACUUGCAUAGCUCCAUGGUCUAAAAAAGAGAUAAAAGAAACCAGAGUUCAAACUUGCCACAAAGCAAGGCAGUGAGCUGUGUGGUGCAGAAUCAAGCCACGACUCUGAGCCUGUGGUUUUGACAAUCACCUGAAGCAGGGAUGCCUGCAGAUUUCAAUGGGUACUGGAAAAUGGUCAGCAAUGACAAUUUUGAGGAGUAUCUGAAAGCACUGGAUGUAAAUGUUGCUGUAAGAAAAAUAGCAAACUUGCUAAAGCCUGACAAAGAAAUCCUUCAGAACGGGGAUCAUAUGAUCAUUAAAACGCUAAGCACUUUUAGAAACUACAUCAUGGAAUUUGAUGUAGGGAAGGAGUUUGAGGAGGAUUUAUCUGGGGUGGACGAUCGCAAGUGCAUGACCACUGUGUCUUGGGAUGGAGAUAAGCUGCUUUGUGUACAGAAUGGAGAGAAGGAAGGCCGUGGUUGGACCCAGUGGAUUGAAGGAGAUGAAAUGCACCUGGAAAUAAGAGUGUGUGGAGUCACAUGUAAGCAGGUCUUUAAGAAGGUGCAGUGAGCCCACUGCUGCUACAGGGGUGAAGAACAAUAGAAUUUACAGACUUGACACCAACUCUCCAAAUGCUAGUGCUGAGCAUCCCCAGCAACAAGAGCAAACACAGAAAUGAAGAUCACAUUAGAACUGUAUAGUUGGAAUAAAAUAUUUUUAGGAAAUUGAAAAAAAAAAAAUACUGCAAAUAAAAUUAUUUUUAGAAAUGCCAAUUAAAGAUGCUAAACUCUCUAAA